AUUUUUUUCCAAUGAGGAGUUUAUAUAUUUAUUUUAAGUAUUUUUUUUUUUACCCUAGGCGUAUGAUUUAUAAUAUAUAUAAAUGUUUUAGUAAUCGAAUAUUUUUUAUUAGUUUUAGGGGAUUUUGAAUUAAAAUUUUAUUUAUUGUUUGAUUGGAUGAGAAUAAUAUUUGUUUGCGUGGUUUUGUUUAUCUCAUGUAUAGUCAUUUUUUAUAGAAAUGACUAUAUGGAAAGAGAAAAAUUUAAAAAUUAUUUUUGUUAUGGAGUUUUAUUAUUUGUUGGGUCUAUACUAAUAAUAAUUAUGAGUCCUAAUUUAUUAAUAAUUUUAUUGGGGUGAGAUGGUUUAGGCUUAGUUUCAUAUUGUCUAGUAAUUUUUUAUCAGAAUUAUAAAUCUGAUAGAGCUGGAAUAAUUACUGUGAUGAGAAAUCGAAUUGGGGAUGUGAUAAUUUUAUUAUCUUUUGUUUUUCUUUUAAAUUUUGGAAAUUUAGAUUUUUUGGUUUUUAAAAAAAUAUUUUUUGUAGGAGGUUUAAUGCUAAUCAUUGCUGGUAUAACUAAAAGAGCUCAAAUUCCUUUUUCUGCCUGACUCCCCGCUGCUAUGGCAGCCCCAACCCCCGUCUCCUCUUUAGUUCAUUCUUCAACUUUGGUUACAGCUGGUGUUUAUCUUUUAAUUCGUUUAGAUAUGUUAUUUUGCAUUAGUGGUUUUAGAUGAUUUUUAUCUUUUUUGGCUUUGUUAACUAUGGUUAUAUCAGGGGUUGGGGCUGUAUUAGAAAUGGAUCUAAAAAAAAUUAUUGCUUUGUCUACUCUUAGACAGCUUGGUUUAAUAAUAUUAAUUUUGUCUUUAGGGGAAACAGGUCUAGCUUUUUUUCAUUUAUUGACUCAUGCAUUAUUUAAGGCUAUAUUAUUUUUAUGUGCUGGUUUUAUAAUCCAUAGAAGAUUAGGAGGGCAGGAUAUUCGUUUUAUGGGAUUUUUUUUUUGUUCUAAUCCUUUAAUUGGAAUAUCAUUUAGACUAGCUAAUUUAUCACUAUUUGGGUUACCAUUUUUAAGAGGUUUUUAUUCAAAAGAUAUAAUUUUAGAAUUUGUUUAUGCUAAUAAGGAAAAUUGAUUUACUACUUCUUUGGUUGUAUUAGCAACUGUAAUAACUUGUGUUUAUUCAUUGCGUGUUAUAUAUUAUUCAAUAUGAAGGGGUAGAAGAAAGUUGGUUGUUUUCUCUAGUCAUUGGUCUUUUUGAAUAGAAGUUCCAGUGUUCCUUAUAGGAUUGUUGGUAAUUUUUUUUGGUUCGAUAAUAAGAUGAAUUAUGUUUUCUUGUUGGGAUUUAAGAAUUAUGAUAUUGAAGAUCAAAAUGGUUAAUGUUGUAAUUUUAGGUUUAGGUUGUUGAGUCUUUUACUCUCUAUACAGAGGUUUUAUUGGAAUUAUUAACUUAAGUAAAGUUAAUGAUUUUUUUGGGAGUAUAUGAUUUUUAUCAAUUAGAUCCGGGAGACUAUCUGUGAAAUCAUUGGUUUCUGGUCUUUAUUACUAUAGGUUUGAUAAUGGAUGGUUAGAAGAAAUUGGGCCGCAGGGAGUUUAUAAAUUUAAUUAUGCAGCUAGAAUAUUUGUACAAUGGUUCCAAGUUAGUAAUCUAAAAAAUAUUAUUAUUUUAAUAUUUUUUAUUGUAUUUUUAUUCUUUUAG
Messenger RNA from Ornithodoros turicata, 1665 nucleotides. NCBI's taxonomy places the organism in Eukaryota, Metazoa, Arthropoda, Arachnida, Ixodida, Argasidae. The record is from the annotation of a RefSeq genome assembly.